Molecule: messenger RNA, 1280 nt
Organism: Dalotia coriaria
Lineage: Eukaryota; Metazoa; Arthropoda; Insecta; Coleoptera; Staphylinidae
Exons: 4
Coding region: 156-1004 (282 amino acids)
Cellular component (GO): membrane
Source: RefSeq, a predicted model, not a curated record
GCCGGCGGGACGGUUGGGCCAUUCGUUUCGCAACCUCCGACAUGAGCUUACUGCUCUUCUGAGAACACCAGAUAGUGAUUAUAUAGUCAAAGACGAAUUAAGAAAUUUAUUAGAUUAAAUUAUUUUUACUUCAAAGUGUGAAUUAUUUCGAUACGAUGAACUCAAGAGUGCUUUGUGUUGUGGCGCUAUGUUUCGUUGCCGUUGCGAUGGCCGGACCUGCCGUUGACGAAACGCCAAAUUUGAAUUCGGUUCAUGUGAAUGAGCACACCACAGUGGAGGAGGCGCUCCUAAAGAAACUAAACAGCAAAUGCUCCAACCGGGACGUGAGCUCAUGCAUGAUGCUCAAGCUGGUAACAUAUUUCAACCGCCUCCUGAAAAAAUCCCAAAUCGAAGUCGGUGAUUUCGAGAUAACACAAACAACAACCGAAUCAGUCAGUGUGAACAAUGCGCGUAGUCUUGAGGAGGUCGAGAAGAUGUCCGAGGAAGCCCAGCUGACCACCGUGCUGGCCGACAAAGCGAUGAGCUUCCUUCGUACUAGGUCAUUAAAGUGGAAGGCGACUGAUGAGGCGGAAGUUGUCGUGAGCGGAAAGAGCGAUCAAGAUGAAGGCAUGAGUAUUGCGUUCUCAUUGCGUCCGACGCCUUCGACCAAUGGCGAUGCGAGGAAGAAGAAGGAUCAAGGUAUGCAGGCGCUGAUGGCUGCCGCCGCCCUCAAGAUCGGGUUACUCAAGGCUCUCGCGUUUAAAGCUCUAGUCCUGCUUGUAGGAAAGGCCCUGCUUGUCAGCAAGUUGGCUUUGGUAUUAGCUGCUGUAAUUGGUCUGAAGAAACUCUUCUCACAAGAGAAGCAUGUGACUUAUGAGGUUGUUGCCCAUCCACAUCAUGAAACCCAUCAUGAGCAUUCGAGCUCUGGAGGACAUGACUCCUAUGGUGGAGGCGGUGGAUGGGGCAGGAACUAUGAGACCGCUACCAAUACGCACCCAUACCGCGCGCAUAUCCCGAAGGUUUAAGAGGUGAAGAGAUGGCGUGUAGCGUACAACCCCUUAUGAGCAAGUUCAAACGCAUUAAAUUUGACAAAUUAAGUUAAUGCAGUGCGAACUCGGGCGCUUUCUGUGCGCACGACGGGCGCACUUUAUUAUUUAAUAUUUAUUAAUUUAUUGAGAUGUUAUUUUUCACCCGAUUUUGUUUUCAUGUGUAAUCGAUCGUCUUGUAUAUUUGUUUUUCUGUCUAUUAUUAUUUUUUUGUUAAUAAAAAAUUGAUGAAUCAUUGUUACAUAAAAUUACAAA